AUGAAAGGCUUGGAAGUGAAGGUCGCCAUAAAAUCACAAUUUGGAGCCGAAUUCCGCCGUUUUUCAAUAAUGAUGGGCGCUGGGACUCCAGUGCCGUCCUACGAAGAAUUCGUUGCUAAUGUUCAGAAACUUCACCGAUUAAAUGAAGAUCAAAAGUCUUCAACUCAUAUUACGUAUGUGGCAGGUGACGGAAGUACUCUGCCGAUUUCAAAUGAUGAGGUUUCCUCAAUUCUGGAUGCUGAUGUUCUACCUCACGAACUCCGGCGAGUACGACUAUGUAAAUUCUACAACAAUAAACCGCUAGGCUUCUUCAUUAGAGAUGGAUUCUCUGAACGCCUGACCCCUUGGGGCUUCGCGCCAACACCUGGCAUAUUCAUUUCUCGGCUUUUGCCCAACGGUCUCGCUGCUUCCACGAAUCUCCUCAAUGUUAACGAUGAAAUCAUUGAAGUGAACGGCAUCGACGUAUCCGGGAAAACUUUGGAUCAGGUCACGGAUAUUAUGAUUGCCAACUCAGCGAACUUGAUAUUGACCGUGAAACCAGCAGCGUCAGCUCCCUACCGUCCCAUGCCAUUUUUUAUGCCAUCUCCCUGCAAUAUGAGCCCAUAUCCACCAGGAUACUACAGUCCAUAUUCAUAUCGAGAUCAUUUCAUACCUCCAGGAUACUGUAGUCCUGAAAUGUCACAAUCAAUGCACAUCCAAAGCAACCUCUAUCACUACUCCAGUGAGAAUCAGCCCCUGAUGCCACGAAUACCGAUCUCUCAACCUUUCAAUGCCUCUUCAUUCUCGCGCGAGAGCACAUGGAGAAUCAGUGACAAACUUGCCAAGAUGUCGUUACGAUCUCGUGACUCUCCAACACAUUCUGAUAACAAGAAGCGUCCUCUCAGUAUGCUGCUGCUUUGCCUGCUUCCGUUCGUCGCGGCGAUGCCAUUCGACUUGGAUUCCCAGCUUGCCACUACCAUCACUUACGACGAAAAUUUUGCGCGAAGCAAAAUGAUGCCGUUGGCUGCCGCAGCCUAUUCCUCAAAUCCACAACAGUGCCUCACUAAUUUGUUUACAAACGCUCAGUUGAAGAAACUAAGGUCUGUUAUUUGCGACAUCACUUUAGUCGACAAAUGCACUGGAUUUACUGCCGUCAGCAGCGACGAUAAGGCCAUAAUUUUGUCUUUCAGAGGAACUGAUCGUAAUAUUCAACUAAUCAUGGAAGGAGAUGAGACCAUGCUUAAGAAUCAUACCGCUUGGGCCGCUGGCGGAGUAGUAUCGAAGUACUACAGCGAUGCGUUCACGAGAGUUUGGAUGAAUGGAAUAAAGGACGAUCUCACAACUCUGCAGAGCCAGAAUCCUACUUACGAGCUUUGGAUUACUGGACAUUCACUCGGAGGAGCCAUGGCAUCACUCGCCGCAUCCUACAUCUCCUAUAACAAAAUCUUUGCAGCCAAUAAGAUCAAACUUGUCACCUUCGGACAACCGAGAACUGGUGACAAGGCAUUUGCCGCUUCUGUUGAAAAAGACGUACCAUACACUUUCCGCAUCACGCACGCUCAUGACAUGGUACCUCAUCUUCCUUCAGAAAACGUGCAAGGAUAUUAUCAUCACAAAACCGAGGCGUUCUACAACAAAGGCAUGGGUACGGGAGCUCAUUACUACGUGUGUUAUGACAUGGGCGAAAGCACAUUUUGUUCUGAUGGAAAUCUUCUUGACACCUCCAUCAAGGAUCAUCUUCACUACUUCGAGCAGGAUCUUAGUGAAUACGGCAUCAAAGGCUGCAAAUAA
Necator americanus (New World hookworm) is the source of this 1770-nucleotide messenger RNA. RefSeq lists its product as uncharacterized. The transcript has 15 exons. The record is from RefSeq and is a predicted model, not a curated record. NCBI's taxonomy places the organism in Eukaryota, Metazoa, Nematoda, Chromadorea, Rhabditida, Ancylostomatidae. Gene Ontology annotation, biological process: centrosome cycle; lipid metabolic process. Bases 1 to 1770 code for a protein of 589 amino acids. Gene Ontology annotation, molecular function: protein binding.